Molecule: messenger RNA, 453 nt
Organism: Anastrepha ludens (Mexican fruit fly)
Lineage: Eukaryota; Metazoa; Arthropoda; Insecta; Diptera; Tephritidae
Product: poly(A) polymerase gamma-like
Exons: 2
Coding region: 1-432 (143 amino acids)
Biological process (GO): RNA 3'-end processing
Molecular function (GO): nucleotidyltransferase activity; RNA binding
Source: RefSeq, a predicted model, not a curated record
AUGUCCUUAGUCCAUGCAAAUCCUACAUGUUUUGAAUACAAGAAAGAUUACGUCCCCACUCAAAGUAACAGCGGCAAAGAGAAUGAGCCGAGCGACAAUCCAGCAGUUGAUACGGCACCAUUCUGUUCGAUGCUGUUCAUCGGUUUAGAAUUCGAAUAUAAAGAGAAGAACUCCAAAGUGGACCUUACGGGGAGUUUUAAAUAUUUCGCCGAACGUAUUACACAGCAUGCGGUAAAUAAAAAAAUGCUGAGAGAUGGGAUGAAUAUUGAAGUGAAACGCAUAAAACGAAAAUCCCUUUCGCAUUAUUUGGAUAUGGACUUCAUAAAGAGUCAGGGGAAUAUUAAGAAAUCUAUUUCAACCAAGCGUAAUGGAUUUGCGGCCGAUCUGUCAACUGAGAAAGAGGUGGCGACUAAAAAGCGGCGCUUGAGUUGAGACAACAUGAAAAACUCUAAU